Cuscuta epithymum is the source of this 2482-nucleotide messenger RNA. NCBI's taxonomy places the organism in Eukaryota, Viridiplantae, Streptophyta, Magnoliopsida, Solanales, Convolvulaceae. The record is from the annotation of a GenBank genome assembly.
GCAGAGUUGACUUUGGGGUGGGUUUGAUUCUUCUCUGAAGGCACCUUUCUUGCAGCAAAUGGAGAACUUGUGACCAAGAAUGGAUCCCAAGUCUUUCAUCAGGUUAUCAAUAGGAUCGUUGGGAUUGAGGAUCCCCCAACCGGCCUUAAGCAGUCCAAUAUCUUCUUGUUCAUGUGAGAUCCGUCUUCGAGGUUUUCCCGUUCAGACAACGUCUGUUCCCUUUUUACCCUCACCUGAAGCUGCCCCAGACUCUAACAGUACAGCCUCCAGCUUCUAUCUCGAGGACUCGGAUGUAAAGUCACUACUCCAGCCCGGCUGCUUUCAUACCAACCACACCUGCCUGGAGAUAGUUGUUUUCACUGGGCAGAAAGGUACCCAUUGUGGGGUUUCUAUCAAGAGACACCAGAUUGGUACAUUUAGGUUGAAAGUGAGUCCUGAGUGGGGUAAAGGAAAACCAGCUGUUCUUUUCAAUGGUUGGAUUGGGAUUGGGAAGAGCAAGCAGGGUGGCGGGAACACGGGAGUGGAGCUUCAUUUAAAGGUGAAGUUGGAUCCCGACCCAAGAUAUGUUUUCCAGUUUGAAGAGAAGACUAAAUUGAGCCCUCAGAUAGUUCAGCUUCAAGGAACCAUCAAACAGCCUAUUUUCAGUUGCAAGUUCAGUCAAGAUCGGUAAUUAGUUGCAUCUUUUUUUGCCUUUUGUUAUUAUUAGACACUUUUUUACACAAAGCGGGUCCUCCUGUGCGGCAGGUUGCGUGACUAAUCUAAGUCACAGAUGAGUGUGUCCUGCAUUUCUAGCGGGGAGGGAAUCUAGUUGUUUGGCUUUCAGCGUGUAAUACUGAAGUUUGAUGAUGAUGAUGAUGAUGAUGAUGAUUAUGCAUAUUAACAGUGUUCUAGUUUACCAUUUUACCUUCAAUAUUUUUCAAAUCUGUAGCUAUGUUUAAUACAUAAUCACAUUUGGUUGUUCCUAUGGUAAAAAUUCUCGUCUAAGUGUCGAGCCUCAUCUAAGUGUCGACUUAUCCUCGCAUAGGUACAAGGUUGUUCUUGACUGACUAUUUCUUCCCCUGCUUAGGGCGCUUUAAUUAGACCUAGAUCUUUCAUGUAAUCAUUUGAUAAAAUGAUAUGUCAUCUCACAUUGGCCAAUUAGAAAUAUUCGGAACUCAUUUGGUAAUGGCUGAAUCUGCUGAAAUCGGUACAAUUCUAGCUGAAACAGCUAAAUAUGCUGAAUUGUGCAAAAAUGAUAUUUAAAGUAUUUUUUAUUAAUAAAAUAAUGGAAAACACAUAUGAAAAAAAUAGUAUAAACAGUUUUUUAUAUAAGGUCUUGGAUGUCUUAAUAGAUCACAGAACCAAUUAAGCUCCAAAGAGAUUAUAGUCCAUGGCUUAAUGUGCAGACCCUAUCUUAUUCUUGACAGUUGGCACACCCAAUGCACAGCAUUCCUUAAUGUAAAUGCUCAAAGUUGAUUUGAAAUGACAGGGUCCUGCAGGUGGAUCCCCUGAGCAACUUUUCGUCAGCUGGUUUCGUCGAUAGCUCCUACCUUGAAACAGAAAGAAGGGAGAGGAAAGGGUGGAAGGUAACCAUACACGACCUCUCUGGAUCAGCUGUUGCUGCAGCCUUCAUAACCACGCCAUUCGUGCCGUCAGCGGGUCGUGAUUGGGUGGACCGGUCCAACCCAGGAGCUUGGUUGAUCGUCCGGCCCGAUCCGUUUACGCCCGACAGCUGGCAACCAUGGGGGAAACUGGAAGCAUGGCGGGAACGCGGCGGAAUAAAAGAUUCUGUCUGCUGCCGCUUCCGCCUUCUGGCUGAGGAAGGUGGCGAGGAUCUUAUCAUGUCAGAGAUACUCAUCGGUGCCGAGAAGGGCGGGGAGUUUUACAUAGACACUGAGAAACGGGUGGUGGGUCCGGUGCCGAGCCCAAGAAGUAGUGGUGAUGACUUGUUGUCGAUGUUGGGCCCCGUUUUAGGCGGGGGGUUCGUAAUGAGGUGUAGGGUGCAAAGCAAGCUGGUAGUGCAACUGGCGAUGAGACACGUGACUUGCGUGGAGGAUGCCGCCAUUUUUAUGGCACUUGCAGCUGCUGUUGAUCUUAGUGGUGAGGCGUGCAGGCCAUUUCGCAGAAGGCUCAGGAGAGGCACCAGUCGCCAUUCGUGGUGAUAUCCCAGUGGUUAUACACGCACAAUACUCCCUCAGUCCCUUGAAGCAUGAACGGUUCUGGCAAGUUGUGUUUGUAACUUUUGUACACUUUUGGUACAAAAGUGCUUGAUAUAAUUCGUGUUAUAUUUCUACCUAUGUCAUAUUUUUACGUAAAUUCCAUUAAAAAGAUGUAAAUAUGUAUCUGCAAUAUGUAAGAGAUUUUAAUAUAAAUUAUUAAUAUUUAAUGUAAAUGCGAUACAUUAUAAUGUAAAUGAUAUUAUGAAUUAUGAAUAUUUUAAAAACACGUGAUUAACUUGUAAAUGUAAUACUCCGUAGUAUUUAUUAUUGAUAUAAAAGCUAAU